Durotheca rogersii is the source of this 231-nucleotide messenger RNA. RefSeq names its product RNA polymerase 2 general transcription and DNA repair factor tfiih component. Gene Ontology annotation, cellular component: transcription factor TFIIH core complex; transcription factor TFIIH holo complex. Lineage: Eukaryota; Fungi; Ascomycota; Sordariomycetes; Xylariales; Xylariaceae. The record is from RefSeq and is a predicted model, not a curated record. The transcript is spliced from 3 exons. The coding region runs from base 1 to 231 and encodes 76 amino acids. Gene Ontology annotation, biological process: transcription by RNA polymerase II; nucleotide-excision repair, preincision complex assembly; transcription initiation at RNA polymerase II promoter.
AUGGUCCGCGCUAUCAAAGGCACCCUGGUGGAGUGCGACCCCUCGAUCAAGUCCAUCAUAGUCAGCAUCGACAGCGAGAACAACGAUCUGAUCAUCAUGGACCUCGACGAUUCCCAUCUCGUCGUUAAGGACAACAUGGUGGCCAUCAUGAAGGAGAGACUCGAGUUGCGGCUAAGGGAGACGGUUCCUUACGUGGAGAACGACUCGGAUUCCGAUCGUGAUGUCAAAUAA